This is a messenger RNA of Armigeres subalbatus, 1801 nucleotides long. RefSeq names its product cytochrome P450 9e2-like. Lineage: Eukaryota; Metazoa; Arthropoda; Insecta; Diptera; Culicidae. The transcript has 2 exons. The record is from RefSeq and is a predicted model, not a curated record. The coding region runs from base 168 to 1595 and encodes 475 amino acids. Gene Ontology annotation, molecular function: monooxygenase activity; heme binding; iron ion binding.
GCCAUAGCCCGCGGACAUGGAGACCACGUACGUUCUCGCGGUGCUGUCGCUGCUAGUCAUUCUGUUACUGCUACUUUAUUGGUUUCUAUCGCAAAAAUGAUCACUUCCUCGACAAACCGAUUCCAUCGCUUCCGGGCCCAUUAUUUUUCGGUGGAACCAAAUCGCUGAUGUUGUCGCGUUGCUCUUUCACUGAUUAUGUUAAAACCAUCUACGACAGCUUUCCAGACGCAAAGGUGUUUGGCGUGAUGAACACCAUCCUACCGUUGUACGUCGUGCGCGAUCCCGAACUGAUCAAACAGAUCGCCGUCCGAGAUUUCGAGCACUUCACGGACCGUCGGCCAAUUUUUGGCUCUGACCAUGGCGAUCACCCGAAUCUGAUCGCCUGUAAGUCGCUGUUCGCCCUAACUGGCCAAAAGUGGAAAACGAUGCGCGCUGUGCUGAGUCCAGCCUUUACCGUGUCGAAAAUGAAGCUAAUGUUCGAGCUGAUCGUCGAGUGCAGUGAAUCGUUGGUGGCUUACUACCGCGAUCAGGGAGCGAAGGAGUGGGACGUGAAGGACGUAUUUGCGCGCUUCUCGAAUGACGUGAUCGCGACCUGUGCGUUCGGAAUCAAAGUGGAUUCGUUCAGUGAUCGCGACAACGAGUUUUAUCGCCGGGGCAAAGAGAUGGUUGUUUUUAACGAUUUCAAAACACAACUCAAAAUAUUCGGAUACCAUUUUGCUCCGUGGUUGAUGAAUUGGUUCGGCAUAGACUUGAUUGCUCAGGAGCAUAGCGAUUACUUUUCCGGUUUGAUCAGGGAGACGAUUAAAACGAGAGAGACCAAAGGAAUCAUCCGUCCGGAUAUGGUCCACCUUUUGGUACAAAGCCAGAAAGGGAUGUUGAAGAAUCAGCAAGAGGAUAAUCAUCAACAGAAAUCCUCUGAAGAUAAUCGAUCAUUAGUCGGAACCACCAUGACCGAUAGUGAACUGAUUGGACAGUGUUUGUUCUUUUUCCUUGCUGGCUUCGAUACGGUGUCAACCUCCCUGACUUUCUUGGCAUACGAACUAGCGUUGAACCCAGAGAUCCAGGAAAAGCUCUCUUCUGAAAUUCAAGAUACUCAUCGACUGCUAAACAAACAAUCGAUUACGUACGAAGCCCUUCACAAUAUGAAAUACCUAAAUAUGGUCAUAUCGGAAGCGCUGCGUAUGUGGCCAUCGGCUCCAGCCGUCGACCGACUGUGCGUUCAGGACUACACACUGGACGGUGGCGAGGGAUCGCGUUGCCACUUGGUGAAGGGAACCGGGGUGUGGAUCCCAAUCUACGGAAUCCAUCGCGAUCCGAAGUACUACCCCAAACCGGACAAGUUCGACCCGGAACGAUUCAGCGAGCAGCGCAAAGAGGACAUCCAGCCGGGCACCUAUCUGCCGUUCGGGAUUGGACCCAGAGCUUGCAUCGGAAUGCGAUUCGCGAUGAUGGAGCUGAAGUGUAUCGUUUACUAUUUGCUGCUGAAUUUCAGGCUGGAGAGGACAGAGAAAACAGAGGUGCCACCGCCGCUGGAGAAGGGAUACGUUACCUUAGGGGCCGCCAAUGGAAUAGUUCUGAAGUUGAUACCAAAGUAAUUAUUGUUAUAAUAUAUACCAGUGUAUUGGAAAUAGAAGCUGAAAAUUAAUAUAAUCAGGAAAAAUCCAGGUUGACAUAACUAACCACUCUAGAGAAAAGAUAAAAUUAUUAGUCGAUUCUAUUACUUUUUCAGAGCUUCUAACCUAUUCAAUUAAGUGAGGUUAGAAAAAUGCAAAAUGCCAAAUAAAAGUAAGAUCAAACCCAA